AUGGCCCGACGAAAUGAAAAAGAAGAAGCCCCACCACAGGGCAAAAUCCUUGACUCGUUUCCCACUGCAAUAGCACCUUAUGCUGAGCUGAUGCGCAUUCAUCGACUGUUGGGGUUCUACCUCAAUACGUCCCCGUAUCUUGUCGGUGUUGCCUUUAGCGCAUCCAUCUCAUCCACAAAGAUCCCAAUCGCUGUUCUCUUGCACCGCGCCAUCCUCCUAUCCAUCUGGUCUAUUUUCCUUCGAAGUGCAGGGUGCGUUUGGGACGACCUCAUCGAUAUGGACUUGGAUAGCCAAAUAUCUAGGACCAAAUCCCGACCCCUGCCGCGGGGUGCAGUGUCCCCGACAAAUGCGUUCUUGCUCACCAUCGCUCUCUUCGCCUGUGGAGGCAGUGUUUUGAGAUUUCUUCCAUGGGCCUGCACCGUGGACUGUCUCAUAAUCACAUUCUUUUCACUGUUAUACCCCUUUGGCAAGCGGUUUACCGACUAUCCUCAGAUUACCUUGAUGAACAUCGGGUGGGCGGUUCCGAUGGCAAUGCACAGCCUCGGGUUAGAUCCUCUAUCACAGAUGGCGCCAACUGUGUGCAUGUUCCUGUUCAUUGGAUCGGUCAUUAUUAUGAUUGAUGUGAUUUACUCGCGCCAAGAUACGGAGGAGGACUUGAAGGUUGGCGUGAAAAACAUGGCGGUCCGGUUCAGGGACUCUAUUCAACUCCUAUCAUAUUCUCUCCUUUACGCAUCCACCGGAUUCCUCGCGAUGGCAGGUCUUCUGACUGGCCUUAGCCUACCCUUUUUCAUCGUGUCUGUUGGUGGACAUUUCUGUGGAUUCUGGGUUCUCCUUAAAGCCACCCGGGUAGGGAAGUCGUCUGGAGUUGAAUCCUACGCCAAGUCCGCUUUCUUCCUUGCUACUUUGUUUUGGUUGUUCGGAUUUGUGAUUGAAUAUUGCCUGCGUAACUAG
Messenger RNA from Penicillium egyptiacum, 951 nucleotides. The record is from the annotation of a GenBank genome assembly. Lineage: Eukaryota; Fungi; Ascomycota; Eurotiomycetes; Eurotiales; Aspergillaceae.